AUGGGUUUCGAAAUGUGGAUUCUCACUUCUCUUUUGCCACGCUUCAAACCCAAGGCGCCUCACCAAGAUCGCGAAGAGCGACAGGGAUGUUUGUCCCAAGUCCUCGCAGUUAUCUGGGGUGGAGAGAAGCGUCAAUUCGAUGAAUCCUACUACCAGCAUGCCUCUCAACAAUUCCACCAGGACGUCCCCGUGUCUAAGCCCCCGGGACUGGUCGAUCAGCUCCGAUAUGAUCCUAAAGUCGAAACCAGAUUAAGCAGCUGCAAGCCUGGGCAAGGGCCUCCCCUCCUUUCUACUGAGAGUGAGUCGGCUAGUUCUCGUGGGCCAAAAGCUGCACCUACAUCAACCUCGAGCGAAGGAGCCAAAGACUGCCACUCUCAGGAACCGCCGGUUAACGCUGUCCCACGCAACGCGCGUCCCGGGAAUCAACGCCCGGAGUCCCAGGACUCCAUCCUUUCUUUGAAUCGUUAUCUCAACAAACCAGAGCUGUAUGAGGAUAUCAUUGAUGAGGCAUGCGGCACGAAUCUGGGGAGUGCCAUAGAUGAAUCUACAACAUCAUUUACACCCUGUCCGCCAACGCCUCAGCGUGCAGACGUACCUCGAAACGGACCAGCAGGGACCAGGUCCAGAGGCUCGACAGGUAGCUCCGCGCCGCAAAUUAGUGAAUUUGAGAUUCAAUCAGGAUCAAGUACCCGCGAAUCUGGAGUGUUUGGAUGUAAUUCUAAUCCUUUACUGCAUCGUGACGCGCGGUUGGGCAGUUCCGACCUCUCACCGUUAGCGAUGCCUCAGAAGACGGAUAAUGUUGAACUGCAGCCGUAUCUUGAUUCAUUAAACUAUCUCUCUAAGAUCCAGACCUAG
Aspergillus calidoustus is the source of this 855-nucleotide messenger RNA. Lineage: Eukaryota; Fungi; Ascomycota; Eurotiomycetes; Eurotiales; Aspergillaceae. The record is from the annotation of a GenBank genome assembly.